CGCAAGAUGGCGGCGCGCUGGAGCAGCGAGAAUGUGGUGGUGGAGUUCCGCGACGCCCAGGUGUUUCCCGGAGACUGUUACUGAUACUGUCUCACUGCCAAAUAAAUGACUGAGUGUUGCUCGAUUAAAAUAAAAAGUGGGUUAUAUUUUUUUGUAAAUAGCAAAAAGGUCAGCUUGUGGUUGUGAAGCUGAUGGUGACAGUAGAACUCUGCUCAGAGUUUGCUCACGUGCUGUUGUAGAAGUUGUUCUUACGUCCUUGGAAGUGUUCGUGGCUAGACUGGACAGGGCUUGGAGCAACCUAGUGAAGGUGUCCCUGCCCAUGACAGGGGUUAGGGACAAGAUGAUCUUUAAGGUCCCUUCCAACCCAAGCCAUUCUAGGAUUGUGUUCUAAGAAACAUGGGGGUUUAAAGGUGUUGGCAAUAGCUUAACAAAGCUGAAUACAGUGGGUGAAAUAUGAACUACUUCAGCAGGAAACCUAGAAAGAUUUUUAAAAAAUAUGUCUGGAAGCUCUCUUGUCUCAUUUGUCCUCUUGUGCUGGAGCAGUAACAGCUCUACCUUCACCAUUUCAAACCAAGGCAUUGAAUCCUGAGUGCUGCAUCCAGCCUACCCUCUGUAAGCUCACAAAGCUUUCCACUUUUGUACCUCAAAAGCUUUGUAUUAGCUUUCCUCCCAGAAGCGUUAAAGCAGCCUUAUCUGCUACUGAGGAUUUGUCCUCGAGAAACCAGUCAUGAGAUACGAGGGUACAUCUUCCUACAUCACAGGUUCAUGUUGCAUCUGGCUCAGGAGAUGGGAGGCCUCAUGACUUUAUUGCUUACUCAUAACGUCUGGUGUGUGGGAGCAGAAGGGACAGGUGUUGCUAUCCCCUGCUGCAGCUGUUGGUUUCAGUGUCGCUCCUGCACUGGCACAAACCUUGGCAGAGGGUGAACGUGGGGGUUUCGGUCGCUUUACUCCGGUGUGAUCUUCCUGGAGCUGUUCUGACCUGCCUUCUGUCCCAUGUGAAACCAGAGAACAACUGUGGCUGGGGCUGCCAGACUGCUGCUUCAGGCUAAACUCAUCUAUAUAUUUAUGUCUGAGAUUUUUUUAGGAGUCUGCAGGAACAUUUUUGCAGGUGGGAAACCUGAGCUUGAGAAAUUGGAGCACCUUGGCUGAAAUCAUCCAGUGCCAGUCUUGAGCUCUGCAUGUAGGCCACACUAUCUCCAAAGUCUCUACCCUAAAAACAACCUGAAUGGAAACAAGAAUCAAAAGAGCGGGCAGGUGUUACAUUUAUAACCAGUACACCUCUGCAAGCACUGCAGUUGUCUUUGUUCAUCAAAUGCUGGACAUGCUGGAGUGUGUCAUGAGAAAACUACAGCACCCGCCCUGCACCACAUCAGAAAAUCAUUGUGCUUUGGGGCCUGUGCUACCUACAAGUGUCAUUUUUCUGUACAAGGUGACAGAGGUGGCAGUUUGUGUACUCUUCUGAUUGAAACAAGACCCACAGGCCUUUCUUGGGCUGUUUGCACUAUCAAAAGGACAGUAAAACUCAUCCAGUGCUGAUAUAGAACUAUUUGUAGCAACUCAGUAUGUGGAUGGGAGGUUAGGUAUGCAGGGAACUGGUAUUGCUUGUUAUGAGUUUGCAGCUCUUGAAAAACAGCAUAGCUGUGUCAAAUUGGGUUGGUGUGUUACCUUUCAGGUGGAGAGUGGAGCUAAAUUGAAACUACUGAAAGUUCAGACAUGAAAAGGAGUUUUCCUUGGCUUGCUUAGCAGAAAUCAAGUGAAAUGUCAAAGUAGUUGCUUGAAGUCUGAGAAGAUGCUGCCUGGGCUGUAGGUUCAGAGCAGGUUCUCAAAUGUGCGGUGCUCCUGCUGUGCUUACUCAUGUCAUUGUUAUUCCUCAACAGCAGUUCUAGCUAUCCACAGUGUUGUUUUAGGAUAAAAACUGCUUUCAGGUUGGUUCAUUCAGUUUCAACUCCCCCCUUCUGGAAGGUUGUGCUGUAAAGACUGACAUAUGACUAUACCAAGCACAUUAAAUGACAGCUGUUUGGUUUUUUUCCUGUGCCUAGAUAAGACUCUUGUAUCAUAGGGAACUGUUUGUUGCUAUAAAACAACUUGUGACCCAUCAGACUAGCAGCCUGACAUGUGAAACGUUUUAUUUCAUUCUGAUUGUUCUUUACAUUUUAUGAUGUUUGGUGCCUGGAAGAAAACAGUUUACCAGUGUUCAUCAUUGAAAACAAUUUGUAAGGAUUUAUGAAAUCCUGGUGCCAACACUAGAAAAAAUAAACUUGUAUAUGAAAUUAUCAAUCACUUUAAAUUGGCAUGGUUUUUUUCUGUCAUGAGGAAAGAUGGCCCCAACUAUAGGAAAUAUGUCUCCUGACUAGCUCUUCAUCACAUGAGAAAGCUCUGAUUACUGUAGUGGCUUUAGUGAUCCUCAUUGUAAUUUCUCAGAAGAAAAAUGUGUACCAUCUGGGAAAAGUUAUUACUUCUGUUGAUUUGUUUGUUUGUUUGUUUUGGGUUUUUAUAGAUGCAGUAACCUACUUUUUUGCAGGUUUUGUUCUGUGCUUUGCAAGGUGCUGUGGAGUCUAGAAAGCUGGAAUUGUUUGUUUAUCAUUUAGAGAUCUUUAAACUAGCUGCUUAUUUACAGCAUUAGAUUUAGGACUAGGUAAACCUUGCCAGAAAAUUACUGCCUAGGAAAAAGUACUGAAAGGGGGUUGUUCCUGGAACAGUAAAAGUGGUGAAAUGGGGUUUGGUUUACCAUGAGCUCCUGUUGAAACUCUGCAGGCAGCUUGAGCUAUUUGCCAUGUGGUCUCUAGAGAAGAAUGGGUCCGUGAUGCUGUUUUCCCCCUUACUUGGGGUAUUUGCAAGGAGGGGAUGGGCCUUGGCUGAAAAAGCUCAUUUUUGAUUAUCCAUCAUUUGUGAUGGGUAUUCUGCUGUCAGAUCUGACUGAAAUUGAGUGGGAUUUCUGUGUUGUCUGUCAGGUUUUAGUGAUGCUUGUAAGUAGUAACUGUGGGACAUCUGAAGUCUCGUUACAUCCAUGCUGAGAGCACUUAAAAUCCCGAACAGCAUCAGGAGAUACAUCCUGAGCCUUCAGAGAGGCAGCUUUGAAGAUGUCAGCAGUUAGUGUGAAGAAUGUGGGGCAUAUUCUGGUUUUGUACUGUGAGUGCUCAAAACCCUGUUGAAGUCAUAUCUAUGUUUAUGGGCUGAACUGUUCAGCUUUUCAAGUAAAAUUUUCCUUUAUUCUUUUGGCAUUUAAACAAGAUGGUCAGCCAGUUCAUUCUGCACAAAAAGAGGGGGACACUAUAUCCACACAGUCCUUUUCUAUUUUUUUUUUUUUUUUCCUAAUGGCCUUUAAGUUAUCUCAUAGCCUUCUUUACAAGCAAUGCCAAAGUAAAUUCUGAUGCCUCUUGGCCAUCUCUCAUUUUUGGAGACCAGCCAUACACAAAUGGUUGCACUUCUAUCUCCCAGUACAUAUAUAAUUAAAUCUGGCCUUGCAAUGAAAGAGAGAGACUGAGAAAGUUCCUGAGCAGGAGCAGAGGCUGAUUAAUACAGAUUAUUAGAGACUGCUGAUUGAAAGGCUGCAGCUGUGAUUGCCAUAGCAGGAAGAAGGGAGCAAGGUCUUAGUGCUCAUGAUGUUGUGUGCCAGGUUUUGUCUUCAGUUUAUGCUACAAAGAUGUUUCUGUGCGCUGUCCUGCAUCCCAAAAUCAAACACUAUGCCCAUUGCCCCUCUGUACUUUAAGGGGAUGUUACUUUCCUGAACUCCUCCCUAAAGCCAUGUGUUUUGACUGAGCAGCUGAGCUGACAGGUAUUAUUUGGUUUUGUUCUGUGUUUUUCUUUAACAGGCAACUGCGAUGUCUGUGGAUUGCUUGGGACAGCGUGCUGUACUCUCGGGUCGCCGUUUCCUCUACAUUGUCAACCUGGAUGCGCCAAAUGAGGGUCACCGGAAGAUCUCCCGGCAGAGCAAGUGGGACAUUGGGGCGGUGCAGUGGAACCCCCACGACAGCUACGCCUACUACUUUGCAGCCUCGAGCAAUCAGCGUGUUGACCUGUAUAAGUGGAAGGAAGGUAAUGGGGAAGUUUGCACAUCUCUGCAAGGACACACACGUGUGAUCAGUGACCUGGACUGGGCAGUAUUUGAGCCAGACUUACUGGUCACCAGUUCUGUGGACACAUACAUCUACAUUUGGGACAUCAAAGACACCAGGAAGCCCACAGUCUCACUUUCUGCAGUUGCUGGAGCUUCCCAGGUGAAAUGGAACAAGAAAAAUGCCAACUGUUUAGCAACAAGCCAUGAUGGGGAUGUCCGAAUAUGGGACAAAAGGAAACCCAGCACUGCAGUGGAGUAUUUGGCAGCUCAUCUCUCCAAAAUCCAUGGUUUGGACUGGCAUCCUGACAAUGAGUAUACACUGGCCACUUCCAGCCAGGACAACUCUGUCAGGUUCUGGGAUUACCGUCAGCCUCGGAAAUACCUCAAUAUCCUUCCCUGCCAGGUUCCCGUCUGGAAGGCAAGAUACACGCCUUUCAGCAAUGGACUGGUGACAGUGAUGGUCCCCCAACUCCGUCGGGAAAACAGUCUCCUCCUCUGGAAUGUCUUUGACCUGAACACGCCUGUCCACACUUUUGUGGGACAUGAUGAUGUGGUGCUGGAGUUUCAGUGGAGGAAGCAGAAAGAAGGCUCUAAAGAUUACCAGCUGGUGACGUGGUCCCGGGAUCAGACCCUGCGCAUGUGGCGGAUUGACUCUCAGUUGCAGAGGCUCUGUGCUAAUGAUAUCCUGGAUGGAGUUGAGGACCUCAUUGAUGGGAUUUCUCAUCUGCCAGAGCCAGACAAGACCCUUCACCCCCAGGAGGCGGAGCCCCAGCAUAACUCUGGACAUGGGGAUGAGGAAGCCUUAAAAGAAGAUUUCCUGAAUGACUCCCUGGUGGGAAAGAAAACCGACCAGCUGGGGCUGCCUCAAACACUGCAGCAGGAGUUUUCACUGAUCAAUGUGCAGAUCCGAAAUGUCAAUGUGGAGAUGGAUGCGGUGAGUCGCAGCUGUACGGUGUCGGUGCACUGCGGCAACCACAGAGUCAGGAUGCUGGUGAUGUUCCCUGUCCAAUAUCCCAAUAAUGCUGCACCGUCCUUCCAGUUCAUCAACCCAACCUCCAUCACAGCUUCCAUGAAGGCAAAGCUGCUGAAGAUACUGAAAGACACUUCCCUGCAGAAAGUGAAGCGGAAUCAGAGCUGCCUGGAGCCUUGCCUGCGUCAGCUGGUCUCCUGGCUGGAGUCUGUUGUGAACCAAGAGGACAGCACGUCCAGCAAUCCCUACGCUUUGUCCAACUCCGUAACACCCCCGUUGCCCACAUUUGCCCGGGUCUCCAAUGCCUAUGGCUCCUACCAGGACUCUAACAUCCCAUUUCCACGGACCUCUGGAGCCAGGUUCUGUGGUGCAGGGUACCUGGUGUAUUUCACGAGGCCCAUGACCAUGCACCGUGCCGUGUCCCCGAUGGAGCCCACACCCAGGUCUCUGUCGGCUCUAUCAGCAUACCAUAGUGGCCUCAUUACUCCAAUGAAGAUCCGCACGGAGACUCCGGGCAACCUGCGCUUGUACAGUGGGAGCCCAACACGCAGUGAGAAGGAGCAGGUCUCCAUUAGCUCCUUCUACUACAAAGAAAGGAUGUCUCCUCGCUCUGCCCGGCGACGUUGGUCCAUACAAGCAAUUAACGACUUCCCGAAAUCAAGGAGGUGGAAAAGCAAACGAGAGGGGACAGAUACCAACAACCGACCCAUCAAGGCUGCUGGCAAAGUUAUUAUCCAAGAUAUUUCCUGCUUGCUGCCUGUCCACAAGCUGCUGGGAGAGCUCUACAUACUGAACGUGAAUAACAUCCAGGAGACUUGCCAGAAGAAUGCUGCCUCAGCCUUGGCAGUGGGGCGGAGGGAUCUCGUACAGGUUUGGUCACUGGCCAUGGUAGCCACUGAUCUCUGUCUUGGACCGAAGUCUGACCCAGAUUUAGAGAUACCUUGGGCACAACAUCCAUUUGGACGUCAAUUACUGGAGUCCUUGCUGGCUCAUUACUCACAGCUCCAUGAUGUACAGACUUUGGCCAUGCUCUGCAGUGUGUUUGAAGCCCAGUCAAGGCUCCAAGGGUGCCCCAACUCUUGUGUCCCCUUUCCUCAGCGUGCCUCCAACCUGGCCUCCCACAGCCGAUAUCCCAGCUUUACUUCCUCUGGCUCCUGUUCCAGCAUGUCAGAUCCUGGGAUUGGCACUGGAGGCUGGAGCAUAGCAAACAAAGACACGGAGCAGACCUCUACUCCCUGGUGCGAAUCUUCUCCAGAUGACUUUCGCUAUGGAAACCUAAUGUAUCCUGACCAUCGGGAGCGGGAGAAGGACCAGCAUGAGAAAAACAAAAGGCUGCUGGAUCCUGCCAAUACUCAGCAAUUUGAUGACUUCAAGAAGUGCUAUGGAGAAAUCCUUUAUCGCUGGGGCCUGCGAGAGAAGCGGGCUGAGGUUCUGAAGUUUGUCUCAUGUCCUCCUGAUCCCCACAAGGGAAUUGAGUUCGGCGUGUACUGCAGCCACUGCCGCAGUGAGGUGCGCGGCACCCAGUGCGCCGUCUGCAAGGGCUUCACCUUCCAGUGCGCCAUCUGCCACGUGGCCGUGCGGGGCUCCUCCAAUUUCUGCCUGACCUGCGGACAUGGAGGCCACACCAGCCACAUGAUGGAGUGGUUUCGCACCCAGGAGGUCUGUCCCACGGGCUGUGGGUGCCACUGCCUGCUCGAGAGCACCUUCUGAGCAGUGGGGACAGCGGGCCAGCCAGGAACUGAUUGAAUAUUUAAUUCCCAAGACAUGUUGAGUCAGUUCUGCUCCUCUCUGUCUGGAGGAGAUCACCACAAGGAGCUGAAGCAGGACGUCCUGGUAAUGUGCUGUGGUGAUGUUUACAAGUGCUUCCAUUACUCCUACGCUUCCCAGGUUGCUUCCAGACCAAUUUGACCAAAUUCCCUGUGUCCAUUGCUGGCAAUGGAUGCCAGACCAGAAAAAUUGCUCUCUCCUGCAGAAGGGUGUGUGAAUAAUAUUGGUUAGUUUGGGAUUAAGAGGUUUUUGAAAGCUCCUCUGGAAAGGACCCACCUGGCAGAGCCAAGCUUGUUCCAGCAAUGUAGUCUUUUCCAGGUGCCUCCUUACAUGGGCUCAAACUGAGCAAAACAGUUGUUUUAUACAAUUAAAGCAGAAAUAAUUCUCAAGCAACAGUAAGUUCGAAAGGUGAGUUGUAAAUGGUGCUUGAAGAGGAAAUAGUCCGUGGAACUGUGCUCAGAGUUUCUCUGGAAGCAGCAGAGUCCUUAUUUUGAAUGGGUGUUUACAUUGUUUAGAUUUCCCCACAAAGCAAGAGAAGGAAAUGGCAUUUUUCAGGAUUACUUCUUAAGUAGAUUUCUGCUCACUAGUCAGUACCUGUAAAAAGCCCAGACAAGCACCCAAGGUCCCUGGGAUUAGUUGCUUCCAGCAGUUACUGUUAGGCUUCUAAGUGUCUUCAUCUCCUGCUCUGACCAGGUCAUAAAAUGCACUUUAACUUGUCCCUGUCUUGUUGGUGACACUUCCUGGUGACUGGGAAAGGCCUUUUGAGUUUGGGAUCCACACUGUCUUUCCACAGAUGUGUUGCUUUGGAAAGCCUUUUCUCCCUCACUGAGAAAACACAGAGGACACUUACUCCAUACAGCUCCUUUUGGCUGUUGUCUCCAGGUACUAUGGGGAAAAUUAUGGGUAAUUUGAGAUUUGCUGCUGCUGAAGUGACAAGGCUCUUGAACAGGGAGGAAGCAGCAGUUUCUAGGGAAAAGGGGGUUUGGAAGAAUGGUGGGAUUCACAGAGGCAAAAGGUUUAUGACUUUCCUUACUGUGGAGCAUCAACUGGAGAAUGUACUGAUGGAUCUGUUUGUUAGGGGCUGUGCCUGCAGGGCACUCCCAGUGCAGGGACACUGCUGUGCACUGUGUGCACACCUGGAAUGUGCAGCCUCUGCCUCUCCAGGGCUGGCUUCAGCCUGAGCUUUGGAUUUGAGCGAAUGUGUGGUCAGGGAUGAGCAAGCUGGAGCUACCCCUACCUGUACCAGCUCUGAUCCCUUCUCUCAUGCUUGCCUGCUGAGUGGGGCCACGUGCCAUGCCCAUUCCCAACCGCUGUGCUAGCUCAGGCUGUGGGAUCCUGCUGUGGAAUAAACAGAUGAUGUAUCUUAAACAACUAAAAUAUUAAAAUUAUUUUUUUUUAA
This is a messenger RNA of Parus major (Great Tit), 8193 nucleotides long. RefSeq names its product WD repeat domain 59 (gene WDR59). NCBI's taxonomy places the organism in Eukaryota, Metazoa, Chordata, Aves, Passeriformes, Paridae. The coding region runs from base 3822 to 6737 and encodes 971 amino acids. The record is from RefSeq and is a predicted model, not a curated record. The transcript has 27 exons. Gene Ontology annotation, molecular function: protein binding.